GUGGAUGACUGUGUGGGUGAGUGUGGCGUUCGGCGUUCUGGCCUUUCCUUGCUUCUUUGUCUUUAAUCUUGUGUGCUAAGAGCAAAGGUAGACCGAACGCCGGGAUUCCAGGCCGGGCUCGUUCCCCGUUAGUCUUCUACCUUCGGUCCUUGCUUCGUGGGAUUUAUUGUGCCCGUAGCCGGAAGCAGUGUGGGUACUGCUUGUCUUAAGACGUGUCGAUUCAUGAGGUUUUGCUGUCAGUUCAAGUAACCAGAAAUGGAAAGUUCUGUGAAAGCAUCUGUAGAUUCUGAGACAGAAUCUUCUCCAGGUGUUACUGAAACCGCUGCUGCGUCUGGGCAGAGGCUUUCUGAAAAGACACGCCAGCAAGCAGAUCAACCGAAAACACAAGAUGAUCUUGUAGAGCAAAAUUCAAGUUAUGUGCAAGAUUCUCCAUCCAAGAAAAGAAAACUAGAUGUCGAAAUCAUCCUAGAUGAAAAACACUCUGAGGAUGAUGGAGGUGCUUCAAAGAGAAGCAAACUGGAGAGGGGUGGUGGGUCAGAAGAUGAGCCUUCCCCUGGAGGGCUUACCGAGAGAAAGCGAAAACUGCAGCCUCAGGAGGCCGUGGAAACUCAGACUCGGAAAUUUCAGAAGCUGGAGGAAGGACACAGCUCAGCCGUGGCCGCCCACUAUAAUGAGCUUCAGGAAGUUGGCUUGGUGAAGCGGAGUCAAAGUCGCAUUUUCUACCUAAGAAACUUUAAUAAUUGGAUUAAAAGUAUUCUUAUUGGGGAAAUUUUAGAAAAGGUACGACAAAGAAAAAACCGUGACAUCACCGUUUUGGACCUGGGAUGUGGAAAAGGUGGAGAUUUGCUCAAGUGGAGGAAGGGGAGAAUUAGCAGGCUAGUGUGCGCUGAUAUUGCCGAUAUUUCUAUGAAGCAAUGUCAACAACGCUAUGAAGACAUGAAAUGUCGUCGUGAUAAUGAGUAUAUUUUUAGUGCAGAAUUUAUAACUGCUGACUGUUCAAAGGAACUUUUGGUUGAAAAAUUCCAUGAUCCAGAAAUGUACUUUGACAUCUGCAGCUGUCAGUUUGCUUGCCAUUACUCCUUCGAGUCCUUGGAGCAGGCCGACAUGAUGCUUAGAAACGCCUGUGGAAGGCUUAACCCUGGCGGCUAUUUUAUUGGUACCACUCCCAAUAGCUUCGAACUGAUAAGACGCCUUGAAGCUUCAGAAACAGAAUCAUUUGGAAAUGAAAUAUACACUGUGAAAUUCCAGAAGAAAGGAAAUUAUCCUUUAUUUGGCUGCAAAUAUGACUUUAACUUGGAAGGUGUUGUGGAUGUCCCUGAAUUCUUGGUCUAUUUUCCAUUGCUAACUGAGAUGGCAAAGAAGUAUAAUAUGAAGCUAAUCUAUAAAAAAACAUUUCUGGAGUUCUAUGAAGAAAAGAUUAAGAACAAUGAAAACAAAAUGCUCUUAAAACGGAUGCAGGCCCUGGAGUCAUAUCCUGCGAACGAGAACUCUAAACUGGCCUCUGAAAAGGCGGGUGACUACGCACAUGCAGCCGAGUACAUGAAGAACAGUCAAGUAAGGUUACCUCUGGGAACGUUAAGUAAGUCAGAAUGGGAAGCUACAAGCAUUUACUUGGUCUUUGCCUUUGAGAAGCAGCAGUGAGCGCAGUGCUUCAGAGCAGCCCUCCAUCCUCCCAGGUAGAGCAGACCAUCCAGAGACAUUUGACAGCCAUUUGUUUAUUUUCAUAGUAAGUUCUAAAUGUGUAGGGUGCUCCACAGAGUCCAGUGUAUAAAUCUGACGUUUACUGUCUGUGACAGGUUAGCAUAAUGUGUGUACAUAAGGAUGAGUCGUCUCUAAGAUCUAUUUUUAAGUAAUGUUGUAAGAAUUGUUUUCCUCUACUGUCAAAACUAUGGCAGGGCAUGUCAGAGCAACUGAUCGCUCCAGUGCUGUGAUCGCUGGCUGUGUUUACAGAGCUGAAUUUCCCAUAACUGUAGAAUGGGCAGAGGAACGCUAGAUUGCCACCGUGCAGUCAUUUCAAGCCUUGUUACAGUGUUUUUCAAGAUUUAAUGGAUUGUGUUCUAUACACUUGAAUGUAAGUGUUCGAUAUAUAUUGCUAAAGUUAUAAAAUUAAUUUUGAUUAUUGUCAUAAGAGCUACCUGACUAGAUUUUGACUGUUUCAAUAAAAAUAACUAUUUGCUAAAACA
Messenger RNA from Rattus rattus (black rat), 2183 nucleotides. It is a transcript of the gene Rnmt, whose product is annotated as RNA guanine-7 methyltransferase. The record is from RefSeq and is a predicted model, not a curated record. NCBI's taxonomy places the organism in Eukaryota, Metazoa, Chordata, Mammalia, Rodentia, Muridae. The transcript has 11 exons. Gene Ontology annotation, biological process: 7-methylguanosine mRNA capping. Gene Ontology annotation, cellular component: nucleus. Gene Ontology annotation, molecular function: mRNA 5'-cap (guanine-N7-)-methyltransferase activity. The coding region runs from base 256 to 1641 and encodes 461 amino acids.